UCUCGGGGAAGAAACACUUUUUGCGAGAAUCUCGCUAAACGUCAACAGAUCCUUUAAGGGCCGCAGUGGGGGGAGGCUCGCGGCAGAGCGGGGCCUUCCCCGGCCACACGGAGCUCCCGUGCCCAGGACGCCGCGGAAGGGGCAGGGCGGCUGGGACUCUGGCCCGGGAGCCGCGGGUCGGACCGUCGGGCGGCGGCGGUGACGGCGGCAGGAGGACCAAGCGCUGGGGGCGCUGAGCGGCGGCCACGCCCCCGGAACCGGGCGGUGGGUUCAGCGGAAGGGGCGGUCCCAGCCGCGGCGUAAACAAGGGCCGCCGGCGGCUAGAGGCGAGCGGGAGGCGGGGUGGACGGGCUGGAAGCUCAUACGGCCGGUCGCCGACCCCUCCCCGUCCUGCCCGCGACCCCGGACCUCGCCGCCCUCCGCCCGCGCCCCGUUGCGCAGGCGGCGGAGAGGCUGUGCGCGCCCCACCGGGGCCGGGAGGACGCGAGCGCACCCGCGAGGGAGCGCCCCUAUCGCGGCUCCUGCACCGCCGCCGCCUGCUCGUCUGCGCCGCCGUGCAUUUCGUUCUCCCUUUUCCUUUGUCUUUUCCCUUCUCGCGGGUGUGGGAAUUGUUGGGAACAAAAGUGCAGCCGCAAGAUGGCUGAUGGCAACGAGGAUCUGCGGGCGGACGACUUGCCGGGGCCAGCCUACGAGAGCUAUGAGCCCAUGGAGCUCGCCUGCCCCGCCGAGCGCAGCGGCCACGUAGCCGUCGGCGACGGGCGCCACAUGUUCGUCUGGGGCGGCUACAAGAGUAAUCAAGUCAGAGGAUUAUAUGACUUUUACUUGCCUAGAGAAGAGCUCUGGAUCUACAACAUGGAGACUGGAAGAUGGAAAAAAAUUAACACUGAAGGAGAUGUUCCUCCUUCCAUGUCAGGGAGCUGCGCUGUAUGUGUAGACAGGGUGCUGUACUUGUUUGGCGGACACCAUUCAAGAGGCAAUACGAAUAAGUUCUACAUGCUGGAUUCAAGAUCUACAGACAGAGUAUUACAGUGGGAAAGAAUUGAUUGCCAAGGAAUUCCUCCCUCAUCAAAGGACAAACUUGGUGUCUGGGUAUAUAAAAACAAGUUAAUAUUUUUUGGAGGGUAUGGAUAUUUACCUGAAGAUAAAGUAUUGGGAACUUUUGAAUUUGAUGAAACAUCUUUUUGGAAUUCAAGUCAUCCAAGAGGAUGGAAUGAUCAUGUACAUAUUUUAGACACUGAAACAUUUAUCUGGAGCCAACCUAUAACUACUGGUAAAGCCCCUUCACCCCGCGCUGCCCAUGCCUGUGCGACUGUGGGAAACAAAGGCUUUGUGUUUGGAGGUAGAUACCGAGAUGCUAGAAUGAAUGAUCUUCACUGUCUUAAUCUGGAUACAUGGGAGUGGAAUGAAUUAAUUCCACAAGGCAUAUGCCCAGUUGGUCGAUCUUGGCAUUCACUAACACCAGUUUCUUCAGAUCAUCUCUUUCUCUUUGGAGGAUUUACCACUGAUAAACAGCCACUAAGUGAUGCCUGGACUUACUGCAUCAGUAAAAAUGAAUGGAUACAGUUUAAUCAUCCCUAUACUGAAAAACCAAGAUUAUGGCAUACAGCCUGUGCCAGUGAUGAAGGAGAAGUAAUUGUUUUUGGUGGGUGUGCCAAUAACCUUCUUGUCCAUCACAGAGCUGCACACAGUAAUGAAAUACUUAUAUUUUCUGUUCAACCAAAAUCUCUUGUAAGGCUAUGUUUAGAAGCAGUCAUUUGCUUUAAAGAAAUGUUAGCCAACUCGUGGAACUGCCUUCCAAAACACUUACUUCACAGUGUUAAUCAGAGGUUUGGGAGUAACAACACUUCUGGAUCUUAAGGCUUCAGAGAUAAUGCCUCUGAUCAUCUUGCAUGGACAGCAGUUCUGUAAACCUCACAGAGUGGCAGCGUUUGUAUAGUAUGUGCACUGUGGUAGCGUGCAGCUUGUUGGUUUUAAUGUGCAUGUGAAUGGCCUAGAGAACCUAUUUUUGUGUCUAAAGUUUACAAUAAACGUAUUUAACACCAGUA
Manis javanica (Malayan pangolin) is the source of this 2045-nucleotide messenger RNA. It is a transcript of the gene KLHDC2, whose product is annotated as kelch domain containing 2. The record is from RefSeq and is a predicted model, not a curated record. Gene Ontology annotation, molecular function: protein binding. NCBI's taxonomy places the organism in Eukaryota, Metazoa, Chordata, Mammalia, Pholidota, Manidae.